Molecule: messenger RNA, 1959 nt
Organism: Xenopus laevis (African clawed frog)
Lineage: Eukaryota; Metazoa; Chordata; Amphibia; Anura; Pipidae
Gene: mhc1-uea.L
Product: HLA class II histocompatibility antigen, DP beta 1 chain-like [provisional] L homeolog
Exons: 9
Coding region: 349-1548 (399 amino acids)
Biological process (GO): immune response
Cellular component (GO): external side of plasma membrane
Source: RefSeq, a predicted model, not a curated record
AACUGCCAAUAGAAAGUUGGAAGCAGUCAGCCACCUGUGAUUCACUGAUAGGAACUCUGACAGGAGAGGGUGGGGGAUUUACAGAGAGACGUGCACUGUGAGACACUUCAACUUAUUGAGACUCAACCGGAGGAGGAAAUCUCAGCUCUGGAGGUGGGCCACGAUUCCUACCAUAUGAGGCUGUUUUUCUAGCAUGCUUUCUACAUGAACCGCGUUUCACAAACUCCACUUUCCUCUUCUUGGACUAUAAAGGAAGCAGACGCUAGGACUGCAGUGGGCCUGACAGAAAAUUCCAGGGUCCCAAAAGGACAGCAGUGAAGACUGGUACCAGCAGGGGUUUCCCGGUUUAUGAAAGACCAAGCCUUGUUCAACACUGCACUGGACAAGCAUACCUCCCAACAUUUUGAAAAUAUAAAGAGGGACAAAACGUUUUGCCACGUGCAAGCAAGAGCGGUGAAGAUUUUUGACAGUGCGCAUUUUAUGACCACACCCCCUAAUUGCCAUGUCCAUUUUACAACAUUUGGCAGAACUGAACUACAGAUUUGUGAAGCAGCUACUGGAUCAUGCAGGAUGGGCAUAUUGGAGCUCACAUUUAUUCUGGUUUUCUAUGCAGUGUCAGCAGAAAUUCAUAAGUUUGGGUGGUACAAACACAUUUACAGAGAAAAUAAAAAGCCAGCGAAUCAGGUGAUAAGUUUUAUCGACGAUAUACCUACUGGAAUAUAUAACAGCAAGACCAAGAUAUUUAAGUAUAUAAAUGGCUUUGGAUCAGAAGGGAAAUUAUUUGUGCCAGAAAGCAUCCAGACUGCUCAUUGCCAGAUUUGUGAAGCUCUGCGGUAUGGCGAUUAUGAUGAUCUGGUAAAGGAUACAAACACGACUUAUAUGAAUGAUGAUUUCUUCUUCCUCCAGUUUGUAAAAGGCUGUGAGCUGGACACUGAAAGUGGGACGGUUAGCAGCUUUACUUACUACGCACUCAAUGGAGUCCAUUUUAUGCAUGUUGACCAAAAGAUUUCACGUUGGGUGUCCAGUCACCCAGCUUCUCAGAGAAUAGUUCAAAUAUGGAACAAAAAGUUUGGUAUUUACAAUAUAAUCAGUGAAAAGGAAUGCCACGAACGGUUACAAAAAAAUCUGGACUGGCUGUACAGUAAAACAGAUACUCCAAAGGUAAACAUUCUUUAUCGAGAACCUGAUGGCACCGACCCCUCCAGUUUAAUGUGUCAUGUGACUAGAUUUUAUCCUCGAGACAUUGAUGUGAUCUGGUAUAAGGGGAACAUUUCCUUAGAGAAUGAGCAGAUAAGGGGAGAAACCCUGCCUAAUGCUGACCUAACAUACCAAGUAGAAGUGGUUAUAGAAGAACCAGAAAGUACUGCAGAUUACCAUUGCGUAGUGAAGCAUCGUAGUCUGAAGGAGAAUGAGCUGAGCAUGGUUUGGGCUCCACAAACUGCAAACUCCAAGAUAAUUACUUGGAUCUGUGUUUUCGUGCUUUUACCACUGAUUGCUGGAAUCAUAAUCUGCUGCAUUAAGCAGAUAAAAAAAUCACAUUCACAGUGAACCAUGCGCAGGAUGCACAGGACCAACAGGAGCUAGAUUGUAUGAACGUGAAGAUCACUCAAUCAACAAAGAUUUAGUAAAUGGGGUAGUUCACCUUUAGAUCACAUUUUGGCAUGUUAUAGAAUCAAUUUACACAAAUUCAGACCUAGAAGGGGGGCUUGAAUCAAAUAUGUCCAUUAAACUCUACCCUAGUUAGUAGUUAGUUCCCCCCCCCCAGGUGUUUGACAGUAUUAGUGAAAUACCCAACUACAGGCAUUUAUAAUGCUACAAAUACUGCUGGGGAAACAAUUUAUGGUCCACCCACCUAGGUGGCAAAAUCAAAGAUCCAGCAGAUGUGUUCAUGUAUGUUCAGAUUUAGAUACUCAAUCAAAACUUCUUUCUGUCUUUAUAUGUAAAAAAAAAAAAAAAGGG